AUGGCAAGGGUGGUGGUGGCGCGGACCGUCACCCUCGUCUCCCGUUCGCCGUGGGGGCGCCGGCCGCUGGUGAUGGCCUCUCCAGUGCUUCUCUCCCCCCCUGGAUUCGUCGACCGGGAGUUCCACGCUGCUGCACUGAGGUGGAGGCUCAAUGGGGCGGCGCCGGGGUCAAUCUCUCCGGUUCGCGGGUUUGUGGCGUCGCUGAGGCAGUCAAGGAAGUCGAGGCGCAGCAGGCCUGGGGGGAGGAAGCAGGCGGCGCUCAGGGAGAAGGAGCUGGAGCUCGUCGUCAAUGUCUGCAUCGAGGAGGAGCUUCCAGAUGACCCCGAAGUUCUUGUAAUUUCAUCUACUUCUUAUCAUUUCUUUCUGUUUUUCUUUAAUGUGCGCUUUUACAUUUUUUUUUCUUAAACUAUAUCAUUACGCAGAGUCGGGUGCUUACCGUCACAUUAGGAAGACGAAGCCGUGUUGAUUUAAUUCAACUGCUGUUUGGUCAUCAAAAUCAAGGAUUCUGUUAUAAAUCGAGUGUUCCUCCAAAUGCCUUGGAGAAAAGCUGCCCUGCGCAGUUUGCCUGUGAUGAAUGCAAACGACGAGUUUUUGCGUGUUCCAUGGUAUCCAAUCAUUAAGCUUAGAGACGAAACGAAAGUUACAACUGCAAAAAUCAAAUGUCUGAUAGGAAAGCCAACGUUAUACUUGCUAGCUUCAUGCAGACAGUACUCUGAAAAUAAACCAAUCAGAAAAUUACGGGUGAAAAUGUCGAAACUAGUAUGAGAAUGGAUCACGAUGAUCUCUGUCUGGAGACGCCUUAGCAAAUUUAGUUCUCCAUCCCUGUGCCAAACUGAUAUUUAAUGAUUCUGUCCGAUGGUAUUGACUUCUACUCCAGGACAUGCUAGAAACUUAGAGUGCAGUCUUGGAGGGUUGGUUUGGUUUGGUCCAUUUUCCUUGUGGGGUCAUCUGAAAUGAAAAAGUUUCCAUCUAAAACCAAUGGAUCUGAAAAUGGUCCUAUCAUAAACAGUUCCAUUUCAAAGGCGUAUAGGUCCGAAUGUAUUUGUCUUGGUAUAUCCAAGUUCGCAUGCUGCAAUCUAUGUAUCCUUCCGUUGAAUAAUCAUAAGCUCUAGAGUAAAGAAGUUACAAAUUUGCAUUCAAAUCAAUCUCAUGGGCUCUACAGUUGCUUCAGUCUGAGUCCGAAUAAACUGAUUGAACGUCGUCCCCAAGUUUACCGAAAUUGAACUAACUUGGGUUAACUCGUUGAACCAUGUAUAGGUUAGCAUAUGGAACUGCGUUUGGUGCAAGCCAACAUUCGAUUCUCCUUAUUUGCUGUAAAAUAGCACCUUUAUUAAAUGCAAACGUACGUUUUGUUCCUUGGUUUGAGGGAGGAUAUAUCCUACGAAGUGCAUUUUUUGUUCUCCUCUUUUAAUUCGCGGUGAUUGUCUGUUACUGAAAUCGGAGGAGUAUAGAGUGUAAAGCUAGCAAAGUUGGAUCUGUCUUCAUUGGUUGAAAGCAAAUUAUCUUAAUUGCGUCCACAAUGCAGGGAAGACCUAUUAGGAAAGACCAAGUUGUACAGUUACUGAAAAUCUGAGGCUUUUUAUGACUCGAAUUAAUCCUGGGAUUAGUCCCCAAUUGUUUCAUUGUUGGUUGCCAGGCCAUACGAAAACUGAACACAUCAUGGAUCAACGAAUUCCGCUAGGAAAUAGCAAUGCUUUUUGAGAUGAGCCACAAAUCAAUUGGAGGUGAAAAAUAACGAACUGGUGUAGUGUACUCAAUUACUUAUGCAAAAAUGCUUAUCGAAUAUGUCUGGAAUAGUAUUUAAAAGCAUAUCUUUGGCCUUUAGAACAUAAAAAUUAAUUUCAUUCCUUAAAAUGAGAUUAUUUCCAAAAUUUCUCUAAAUUUUUAAGUCGUUUCAGCCCCUAAUUUUUUUUGAGAGUUUCAACCCUAUUACUAUUAGACCUGUGGACUGAUCGUUGACUUUUAUUAUGCCCAUUGCUAUGGGAAACAACACUGUAAACGGAUGGCAAGCAAUAUUAGGUCCGGUUAUAAUCUUUAGUUAUCUCACCCACCUACCACAAAGGGCGAUAUUUUGUUGGAAAUUGGAAAUAUUGGCAUCGAUGCGAAAUGUUGCCUUUUUGGGUUUUUGCAUGAAUGCUUAUUUUAAAAAUGAUUUAACUUCCAGUUACCUUUCUUUUGGGUCUUGACUACUUGAGAACCAAGUUUAGACUCGUUGCAACAGUUGAUCCUUAGGCCACCUCUUUUUAAAAUGAAUAGGGCAGAUGCAGAUUGUACGCACUCCGUCUUUACCCAACUUUCCAGAAGUUAAAUGCUCUUUCUCACGAAAGAGCAAAAUUGAGGAAGAAAGAAAACUUUUAUUCUUUUGAAAUUUGUGUAUGUCUACAUUUUCUAGAGACUUAUGUGUUCCUCUUCUCUUUAAUCAUGCAGAGUAUUGCAGAAAUGCUAAGGCUUAAUGUUGCCAUGGCAAUGAAGGUUGCAUUUGGACUCCUUGAUUCGGACUAUAAAACGCGGGAUACUUCCAUUGACGAUCUUGGAAGGUUUGAGAAGAUUGAAGCGUCAGUAUUACUAUGCAAUGAUGAUUUCAUCCAGAAACUGAACAAGGAAUGGAGAGAUGAGGACAAAGCUACUGAUGUGCUCUCAAUGUCACAGCACAUUCCUGAACUUGAUCUCCCCAUUGUAAGUCUCUGGCUAGAGUCAUUGUUGCUUGGCAUGGUCGUGUUUGUUAUCUUUUUCUUUCUGUUGUUAUAAAGUCAUUCACAUUCAUUUUUUUGACAUCUUUAUAAUUUACUAUUUUCACAGUUAAUGCUAGGUGAUUUAGUCAUUUCGGUUGAGACUGCUGCAAGGCAAGCUGAAGAAAGAGGCCAUACACUUCUUGAUGAAAUACGUAUUCUUGUGGUUUGUCCAGAAAUAUUUACUUUUACUUUUUUUCAUCAGAGUAGAUAAACGCAAUUCAAUAUAUAACUCUAGAAAUAACCUUAUAUUUAUGUGGUGUGUUAUCCUUUUAUUUCUUGGGUUUUCUUGUUCACUUGCGGGACCUUAAUAGUCACUAUACCUUUAAUUGUAGCCUGUUAGCUCCCACUUCCAUUUUAUUUCUACAUUUAAGUUACUUUACCUCUUGUAUUGUUGUAACAUCAAUAUCCGAAGCUGCGAUUGAUGCAAGAGCAUCAACUUACCUCCAUCCUCUAGAAAGAAAAGUACAAUAAAGGAAAGCCAAAACGUCCAAUUACAUUCAUUGUUGAUGUCUAAAUCUUCAUAUGUCAUGGUCAUAACAAUCAUCAACCUCACAUUGUCACGCCAGGUUCAUUUUAAUGUCAAAUGGUUAUCAGUGUUGUUUCUUUUUCUAGUGUACCAGGUUCCAUGAUUAACUGAUAGAAGUGUACCAGAAAUAUUACUUGGUUGCUAGAAUAAAAUAUAAUUUAAUUGUUUAGGUUCAUGGUCUGUUGCACCUUUUGGGAUUUGAUCAUGAAAUCAGUGACGAGGCUGAAAAAGAAAUGGAGAAGGAGGAGGAGCUUAUUUUGAAGAAUCUUGGAUGGAGAGGAAAAGGACUAAUUAAGAGUGCUAGUGACGGCCUUACUGAUGAAUUCCCUAAGGUUGAGAGUCCGAACGGUAAAUUCUGGGUGAAUUCUUUCUUAUUUUUUCCCGCGGAUUAUUCAAUAUUUUAUCUUUUUAUGUCAUCCCUUGACCAUGUUUGCGUAAAGUUCAUAGAAGAAUUUUCAGUUAGACUUUAUUUUCAGAUGUACUUGUUGAGAAUAUGAAGAAGAAUGGCAGUCUGCGACCCUCCAAGCCAAAAUUCCGCUAUAUUUUUUGUGAUAUGGAUGGUGAGCUGUUGUAUUUUUCAUAAAACCUUUAGAUUUUAUGUCACGUCGCUUACCUGCUAGUAAAAUUUGACUUUGUACAAGGUACCCUUCUCAAUAGUAAGAGUCAGAUCUCCUCAAGUAAUGUAGAAGCUCUGAAAGAAGCAUCGUCAAGGGGGGUGAACAUAAUCAUUGCGACUGGUAAGGUGAGUUUGAUGUCUCCUUCACUCAGUCAUUUUCUAUUUUUCGCGUGCUUGGUGAGAUCCAGAAUCACUAUAAAACUCACUUCCUUAAAUUUAUGCAUUCGACACCAGCAUGAUGUUAAGAACCAUUUCAUCAUAAUCAAGUUCAGUAAAACUGCUAAAGGGAUCCUUCUGUGUGUGCAGACACGUCCAGCCGUCAUAAAUGUUUUGAAGAAGGUUAAUUUAGCUGGAAAUAAUGGGAUCAGUUCGGAGUCCACUCCUGGCAUCUUCUUGCAGGUUUUUCUCGUCUGCCUUUGUGUUGUAAUUGAUAUAACCUUUAGACGAGACAUUCACCUUGCAUUUGAUAGUGGAAGAUUUUUGUUGACUCUUGAUUUACUCGUGCUUAUUGGUUUAGUUUUGAGCCUUCUAGCUUAUUCAAUGGUCAUUAGUUUUAUUUUCGUCCGUUGACAUUUCUUCACUUGUAAUUGUGAUGCUUUAGUGAAGCUAUUCCUAUAAUGCAUGCAUUUUCGGUUUGGACAGCUUAAUUCAUGCUUCAUGUGCUAUGAAAAUGCUGAUGAUGAACUGAAGAUUUGACAUGAUUGUUAUUCAUCUAAAAUAUUUUGUUUCUCAUCUGGGAAAGUGAGUGGUACGGGAUUAAACCCCUGAAAGAUUUCUUUGAGGGCUUUCACCAUUAAACUGAGAGCAUGGGUGUGAAAUUGACAUUCAUAAGGGUGAAUUUGCUUUAGUGGGAAACAACAAGCAGGAAAUCUUGAACUAAAAAAGAUUGACUAAGCCAUGGUCCUCAAGAUCAGCAGGAAAUGAGUGAUGGAUUUCUUGUCUCUUGUCCAUCCAUUGCCUGUUAGAUGACAUUCGAAAGGUGACAAUCUAAGAACAUUACCAACGUGUUCUCAUUGGUGAUUAUACACCUCGGUGACCUUACCAUUCCAUUUGUAUAAUUUGAAUUGCUGCUGCAGCUCUCGUAGAUCAUGAAUUGGGCGCCACUACAGUUCUCAUGGAUACCUGACUCUGCCUGUGGGACCCCAUUAACAAAGUUCUUGAGCUCAGUAGUUCUGUUGAGUGAAUAGAUAUCUUCCACACUGCUAAUGGACCUCUCACUAAUGACCGCCCUAUGGACAGGGAACUGUUUCCUCAGCAAGACCCCCUUAGUACAGCUUAAUAGCCUGUUGUGUAUGGACCCAUUUAACUCAUCAGAUGUGUUGUUGAAUCCCUGCAAUCUUCCUAGAUACCCAGGUCAGCCAGUGGGACACCAUUGACCUACUUGGGCGUUAUAGUCAUUAUCGCUUUCUUUGAGUAAUGACCUAGCAAUACGCAGAACAGCAGUCCUCACAGGUCAAAAUUGGCCAUUUAUUAACGCCUGUAAACUAAAUGGUUUUCGAAUCUUGGGAAGAAAUGGACACAUAUUGUGCGACUGGAUACAGAUAAAACGUUUCUCGUAUUGCAUUUAUAGCCAAUGAGCAAUUAUUCAGUUUAAUGAUUGAGCUCAUUAUUUACCAGAAAUCUAAAUGAGUGUGAAACGGAAGAACUCCUUAUAUUUCAGAUCUUUGAAAUGCAGAUUUAGUCUGUGAGCUCACUGAGGAAAAAAAAGUAAUAGUUGAUGGUGAAUGGUAGUUUCUUGGUAUAGUGAAGUAGACAAAAAUUGUGAAAGGAAUACUUAUGGAGAUGGAGAUCCUUGGCUGGAUUUGGGAUUUUGCUGAUGAAGAAAGAAAUCUUCUAUCAUGCUAGGGUUAUGCCUCUGCUAUUUUAAAGGGAUAAGAUCCUUUUCAGACAACCUUUGAGUAUUCAAAAUUGUUCAGGCAGAUCAGUCUCUUUAGGUGAAGAUCAAGCUUGUGGUUUUGUUUUGGGUUUCUUUGGAGUUCUUUUGUCCCAGAAAUUUUGAAACCAGACAUGGACUUCAAUAUAAUCAAAGUAUUUAUGAUAUAGCAUUGUGUUCCAUUAACAGCCGUAAAUGAGUUAGCAUUACUAAUUCUGUGUUUUCUUUCUCUAGAUGCUCUUUUCAAAUUUCGUGCACUGUUUUUUCCGUUUUUACAUUUGAAAAUGUUGGUUAUUGAUGUCGUAUUUUGAAUUUCAGGGCCUUCUUAUUUACGGUAGACAAGGUCGAGAGAUAAGUAGAAGAAACUUAGAUGACAAUGUUUGCCGAGAGGUAAACUAACCUUCACCCUUCGUCUUGAAAUGCUUACCUAGAGGUUUAACAUGCUAUCCAGAUAUCUGCCUUCAUUGAAUGUUUGGAGAAUUUCCCUCUUCCGUUCCCUUUUUGUCACUUUCUUGGCAUUGAGGUUGGGGAUGGGUUGGAUUCUUGUAAUACAUACAAUUUUUAGAAAUGCCCCCCAAUUUAGUCCAUCUUUUUGUAACGCGGAUUCUCUUCCUUUGGUUAACCAAGAAAGAGAGUCCAUGACAGUUUUAGUCAUCACUUUGAUUGGCUGCGUUUGCAGAGUACAUAAAUGAUUCUUUUGUUUAUUCGCAUUAAACAGAUAAAUGGGAUGACCAGAUUAUUUUUAUCUUCAACAUUGUCUGCAGGCCUUUCUAUAUUCCUUGGAGCGUAAGAUUCCACUGGUUGCUUUUAGUCAGGAUCGAUGUUUUACACCAUUCAAUGAUCCUCUAGUUGACUCACUGCAUUCCGUAUAUCACGAACCAAGGGUACUUCUGAAAUAUGAUUUCCAUAUCAUAUUUUUCUUUUUUUUCUUUGAAUGGUUUAAUCUCUCAGCCCAUUAAAAUAUCUGAUUAAUUGUGCAGGCGGAAGUGGUAACUUCCAUUGAUCAUCUUCUAUCAAUUGCCGAGAUACAGGUUUGAGCGCACAUUUUUCUAGUCCGAUUGUUGUGGAAAUCAGUUAAUCAGUUCAUCUAAUCUGGAAGCAAUUGCGACCGCUGGGGUGACGCCAUGCUAUUUUUGUGAUGAGAUCCAAAGUAGUUCUUUGUGUAACAAUAAAACCCUGUAUUUUCAGAAACUGCUGUUUUUUGACACACCCGAAGGGAUCUCAAAUAUUUUGCGGCCACACUGGUCAGAAGCCACAAGAGGGCGGGCAGGUGUUGUCCAGGCGCAGGAAGAUAUGCUCGAGAUCGUCCCUCCACAAACUUCAAAAGGGACUGGUGUGAAAAUGUUGCUGGAUCAUCUUAACAUCAAUGCCGAGGAGGUAUAAUCACCCACCAAUUUUCUGAUAUCUUUCGAAUUCAAAUAACAUUUAUUUUCAUUUAUGAACUGAUUAACGAUAUUCUUUACACGGGUAGCCCCUAUGCGAUGCGAUGAAUCUUAUGGCAUUCAUCCUUUUAGGCUUGGGCUUUCUUCCUGUUUGUUCUUCUGGGGUAGCUGCCGCUUUUUUUUUUUUUUUUUUUUUUUUUUUCCCCUUGAUAAUUCAUGGAUGCAUGGUUUGCCUUUUUUUCCCUGAGCAGAUCAUGGCCAUCGGCGACGGAGAGAACGAUGUUGAGAUGCUUCAGCUGGCUUCAUUCAGUGUCGCCCUCGAGAAUGGAUCCGAGAAGGCCAAGUCCGUGGCGAAUGUGAUCGGAUCCAGCAACGAUAAAGAUGGAGUGGCGCAAGCCAUAUACAAGUAUGUCUUCUGA
Messenger RNA from Spirodela intermedia, 7548 nucleotides. The record is from the annotation of a GenBank genome assembly. Lineage: Eukaryota; Viridiplantae; Streptophyta; Magnoliopsida; Alismatales; Araceae.